Messenger RNA from Spodoptera frugiperda (fall armyworm), 1557 nucleotides. Its product is annotated as odorant receptor Or1-like. Lineage: Eukaryota; Metazoa; Arthropoda; Insecta; Lepidoptera; Noctuidae. The transcript is spliced from 5 exons. The coding region runs from base 1 to 1197 and encodes 398 amino acids. Gene Ontology annotation, cellular component: plasma membrane. Gene Ontology annotation, molecular function: odorant binding; olfactory receptor activity. Gene Ontology annotation, biological process: sensory perception of smell; detection of chemical stimulus involved in sensory perception of smell. The record is from RefSeq and is a predicted model, not a curated record.
AUGAAAUUCCAUCAAAUAGACUGUUUUAAUAUAAACAUGAGGUUUUUCAAAUUCCUUGCCAUUUGGCCGGGUAACAAUCCGUGCCGUUAUUACAACUACUAUAGUAAAGCAUUCAUUAUGUUCUUUGUUAUUAUCUUCUAUUUACUGUUUUCCAUUAACUUUUAUUUUCUACCUAGACAAUUGGAUAUUUUUAUUGAAGAAAUGAUAUUUUAUUUCACUGACCUCGCUGUAACAUCUAAAGUUUUGACCUUCGUUUUAAUGCAUGACCAAAUAAUUGAGAUCUUAGAUGUACUCGAAUGCGAAGUUUUUCAACCAGACGACGAUGAAGGUUCGAUUAUUUUGGAAAAAGCUAAGAAGUUUAACAAGUCUUAUUGGAAGAUUGUCAUGAGCGUUUCGUACCUUUCUAGCUUGGUACACAUUCUGUCUCCAUUGAUCAGCCAUUUAAUUUUGAACGUAGAAUUGCUGUUGCCUGUCUGUCGUUACGCUUUCAUCUCUGAUGAGUACAGAUUGAUGUUCAUUUAUCCUAUUUAUCUGUAUCAAAGUGCAUCUAUACAUUUUCAUAUGUUGUACAAUGUGAAUGUAGACUCAUUCUUUCUCGGCUUGAUGGUGCUGGCUAUAGCACAGUUAGAUAUCCUUGACACAAAGUUAAGGAAAGUUACAGAUGACUAUAAAAUUGAAGAAGCUGACGCAGAUGUUUCAAGGCUACGGACGGAUAGUAGAAAUAAAGAAGACGUCAUGAAAAUGAAUCAAUGCAUCAUACAUUUUAUUAAAGUGUGCAGAUUUUGUGAGCUCGUUAAAGAUGUAUUCAGUGUGACACUAUUUGUGCAAUUCGGUGCAGCUUCAUGCAUUAUAUGCGUGUGCUUGUUGAGAUUUACUAUGCCUGCACCAAUGGGCUAUUACAUAUUUUUGGGUACUUACAUGUCCGUGAUGAUUUUACAAAUAAUGGCACCUUGUUGGCUUGGUACUCGUAUUAUGGUUAAGAGUCAGCUGCUUGCAUUCUCUGUUUACAAUUGCGACUGGACAUCUCGAUCGCGGCAGUUCAAGAGCAACAUGCGUUUCUUUGUGGACAGGGCUAACAAACCUCUCUCUAUUACUGGCGGCAAAAUGUUCAAGUUAUCAUUGGACACGUUUACUUCUAUUAUAAACUCAGCUUAUUCAUUCUUUACUCUUCUCCAGCACUUUCAAAAAGAAAAAUAACUUUUUGUCUCUACUUAGAAAACAAAACCAAUAUCUUCGCUUCUAAUGAUGAUGAUGAUGACGAAUAUCACUAGGAUAAAGUCAUCCCUUUUUCUUCUUCUUUGUAUAUAAAAUGUUGACUCAUAGAACGUUCAAUGACAUGUUUUACCAUAAUGCACCUUAGGUUCAUUAAUUAUAAUUUAAAUUACCCAGUCGUUCUCAAAGUUAGAGACAUUAGGCAUAGCCUGCUGUGUAUUUAGAUUGACGUCGUUUGAUAUUAAAAUUAGUUUAUGUUUAAGAUUGAUUACCUUUCAUACCGAAUAACUUAAUUAAGGCAAAUGUACACAAUGUUUCAUUUAUGAUCUGAAUACUUAAUUUUUA